GCAAUCAGCAGGAGUCAAGACUGAUUCAAAAGCACCAAAAUAAUGAAUAAUUCUAAUUGCAAUCUCCCCCUUUGUUAGAAACAGAGUGAGCCCAGCUCUACCUUUGAUCAUGAAAACAUGGCUCAUUGCAUUUUGGAAUUCUUUGUUGCUGGGACAGACACAGCAGGAGGUUCUCUGUAUUGGGCUUUGUUCCUCAUGGUGACGUAUCCAGAUAUCCAAGAUAAAGUCUACAACGAGAUGGCGAGUGUUUUGGGUUCCUCUGACUCAAUCUGCUAUGAAGAUCGGGGGAAAUUGCCUUACACCCAUGCUGUGGUUCACGAAAUUCUACGUUCAAGAUAUGUCUUAUUGUUUGGUGUUCCCAGGCAAACAGCGAAAAAUGUAAACACAUGUGGUUUCUCUAUUCCAAAGGGAACUUUCAUUAUUGCAGAUUUCCACUCUGUUCUUCUGGAUCCAAAGCAAUGGGAGAGCCCUGAAGAAUUCAAUCCAAAUCAUUUUUUGGACAAGGAUGGAAAUUUUUUGAGUAGAGAAGAAUUCCUGGCAUUUGGAGCAGGGGCUCGUGUAUGUCCGGGAGAACAGUUAGCCAGGACUGAGUUUUUCCUUUUCUUUACCAACCUGCUGAGGACCUUCCGAUUCCAGCUGCCAGAAGGUGUGAAAGAACUCAGUCAGGAACUGGUAGUGGGAAUUACCUUACAUCCUCAACCUUUUAAACUCUGUGCUAUUCCUCGCUGCAGGUCAUCCUAAAAUAGAUGAAAAUUGAUGUAGGGAGAGCACAUCAUUUCUGUGGCUUUUAAAAUGAUUUCCAAUUUCUCUGCCCUGUUUUAUGUGUGUUAUCCAUGCAACGUGUGUCAGGAUAUCCGCAAGCUAGAAAUCAAAGCAUAAUUAAAAUGCAGAAUAGUGAUGCAUGGUUGACAAGGUUAAAUGUUAGAAUGGUUAAUUGGAGGCCCGCUUGCUUGUUCCUG
Molecule: messenger RNA, 959 nt
Organism: Python bivittatus (Burmese python)
Lineage: Eukaryota; Metazoa; Chordata; Lepidosauria; Squamata; Pythonidae
Source: RefSeq, a predicted model, not a curated record